This is a messenger RNA of Scylla paramamosain (green mud crab), 6170 nucleotides long. Its product is annotated as dual oxidase 2-like. The record is from RefSeq and is a predicted model, not a curated record. Gene Ontology annotation, molecular function: calcium ion binding; heme binding; peroxidase activity. Lineage: Eukaryota; Metazoa; Arthropoda; Malacostraca; Decapoda; Portunidae. Gene Ontology annotation, biological process: response to oxidative stress.
GUCUCCCCCAACACAAAGAGGUUUGCAAGACACACGCAGGCACUUGUCUUAUCAGCCUCCAUCCUGCCACAUCCUGUUCCAGUUAUCAUCUCAGUCGCCUCUCUCCACCACACACACACACACCGCCGCCUACAUCACACGCAUGCGGAAAGCAGUGUUAAGCUGGAUUGUGGUGGUGGUGGUUUGGGGCGCAGCCAGCGAGGGUGCGGGUCAGUCCGCGCCUCUCCUAAGGCCUGACCCCAGACAGUGGGCCGCGCGCCAGACACGGGAAAGAUUCGGGUUUCUGGAUUGGUUGAUUGGAAACUGUAGCAGUAACAGCGGUGAUGGUGGUGGUAGGCGCUGCCAACACCAGGAACCCGAGUUCGAGGGGUAUGACGGCUGGUACAAUAAUCUGGCUCGACCCAGCUUGGGUGCCGUGGCCAUAUACACAGACACUCCUCUCCUGCGCCUACUGCCAGCUGCCUACAGUGACGGGGUGUACCAGCUGGUAAACCACUCCACCAACCCUCUCACACUGAGCGACCAGUUGAUGAAUGGCGACAAUGGGAACCAUUCCACGGGGGGCAGGACUGCCUUCCAGGUCUUUUUUGGGCAGCAAGUGGUGGAGGAGAUCGUGGAUGCGCAGGGAGCUGGCUGUCCCCCAGAGUAUCACAACAUUCCCAUCGAGGAGGGCCAUGAAUACCGCCGCCACCCACCUCACAUGAGGGAGAUGCCUUUCCUGAGGACCCGCUAUGACGCCACCACUGGCUUGUCCCCCAACAACCCCCGCCAACAGCUCAAUGAGAUCACACCCUACCUGGAUGGGGGACUUGUGUACGGCACCUCCAAGGCCUGGGCUGACAUGCUGCGCACCUUUCCAGACGGCACCCUGGCACCAAGAGGACAGCUGGCAUGGAAUCAAAAGCUUGGACAGGGCUUCCCAGCACGGAACAAAGAGUGGCUGCCAAUGGCCAACCCACCGCCUCCGACCAACCACUCCCAGUAUGUGGCCCAGGGACAUACGGCGCCAGUGGACAGGUUCUUUAAGUUGGGCAAUCCUCGUGGAAGUGAGAACCCUUUCCUGUUGACAUUUGGCAUCAUGUGGUUCCGUUGGCACAACUACAUCGCCCGCUACCUGGCCAAUCACCACCGGGCAUGGUCAGAUGAAAAAGUGUUCAAUGAAGCAAGGAAGUGGGUGAUUGCCACAUAUCAGGCGGUGGUCUUCUAUGACUGGCUUCCAAAGUACUUGCGCACAAACCCGUCUGAAUAUAAAGGAUACAAGGUGACCACAGACCCUCAGAUCAGCCAGGUGUUUCAGUCGGCUGCCAUGAGGUUUGGCCACACGUUGGUGCCUUCAGGGGUGCACCUGCGGACUCGGAGCAAGGAAGGAUGUAUCCCUCUGUCACACCAUCUCUCCCAGGGCCCUAGACACCAUUUGGAUGGUGUCAGGACCUGCAACUCCUUCUGGCGAACCCCUGAGCUCUUUGCUGAUGACAGUGGUAACUUUGAGCGUUUCCUGAUGGGUCUGAGCAGCCAGAGCUCUGAGAGGGAGGACAACAUUGUGGUUGAAGACUUAAGAGGCCAUGUGUUUGGGCCACUGGAGUUUUCAAGACGAGACUUAAUGGCAAUCAACAUCCAGCGAGGAAGAGACCAUGGCCUGCCAGACUACAACACAGCACGGCAGUUCUUUGGCCUGAGUCGCCUCCACUCACUAGACCCCAAGGAGUUCAAGAGGAAGACUGGUGCUGAGGUGGACAUCUCAGUUUUGAAGAGGCUGCAAAAAUUGUACCAGAAUGACCCCAACAAGGUGGACAUCUGGGUUGGUGGGCUGCUGGAGACCCACAGCUCAGCACCGGGAGACCUUUUCUCAAGGAUUAUCUUAGACCAGUUCGAACGCAUCCGUGAAGGCGACCGAUUUUGGUUCGAGAAUAACAAUAACAAGUUGUUCACACCAGAGGAGCAGGAGAGGCUGAGGCAGACCCGGAUCAUUGAUGUGCUCCUGACAGUCACAACUCUCCUGCCAGAAGACGACAUUCAGCUGGACCCCUUCACGGCUGUGCACGACAAGAACCGUGUGAGUGAAGUGUGCCUGAGAGAGUUCACCUUGGAAGCCCGGUGUACACUGCCCCAGGGGAACACCACUCGAUGCCAGUACUUGCCUCAGAUCAAUAGUGUUAAUGCAGAGAAAUGCACUCCACUUCACACCUACGACUACUUUUCCGGCUCAGAGGUCUCUUACAUCCUCACUUUCACCUUGGUCCUGGGAGCCUGUGUGGCUAUGUUUGUGUGGAUCAUUGUGAUGAACAGAACGCUGGCGGAUGACAUGACGCGGGACACUCUGAGGAACAUAGCAUUACCUGACAAUGUUCAUAAGGCAAAAGAGAAAGUGACAAGAAUGAAGAGUCGCUAUGUAGUGCUGGAGCUGGACAAGGCCAUCAGGCACCUCCAGGUGAAGAACAUCCAGCUCAACCUCCUGAGGACCAUUGACCUGAACAACGUGAAGGUGGUGACAGUGCGUCACCUCAAGGACUUCCGGGAGCUGAUUGUCACUGUUGCCAACCAUUACGACCUGAGCCUUGUGUUUGAGGGUGCAUCGCAUGGCAGAAAGUUCUUUGAGGACCUGAAGGAUUUCUGUGAAGAUUUGGAUCUUGACCUCAGACACAAACAGGAAGGUCGCCUCUCCAUAAAGUUUGGAGUGACAACCGUGUAUGACCGACAGAAGAAGCUGGCUGAGCUGUGCCGCUUUGUUAUGCAUCACACUGUCUAUAAAGAGAAAACUCCCAAGAAAGUGGAGCAAAAUAAGAGUUUUUUCAUCGACAUCACCUUGGAUGAAUUGGCCAACGAGCUGGGAAUGGUGCCUGAAAACCUCUUCGUAAAGCAGCUGUUCCGUCGCAUGGACACGAACAAGGAUGGCUUCAUCACUGUCAAGGAGUUCUGGGAUGUGAUGGAGGUGCUGGCAAAAGGAAAGCCUGAGGAGAAGGCAAGACUUGUGUUUGACAUCUACGACAUCAAUCAGUCCAACUUCCUCUACACAGAAGACCUUGUGAGGCUUAUCCAGUCCGGCUGUGGGUAUGAUAGCACGGAUGCAAAGUCAUUGGCAAAGGCAAUGAUGAAGUCAGCAGGAAUGUUGAAGGACGAAGGCAUCAGCUUUGAGAAGUUCAAGAACAUUGUCCUUCAUCCGGGAAGCAUCUUCCGGAAAGUUUCCCUUCACAUCGGCAAGGACAGACAGUUGACUCGCUCCUUCAGCAUUGACAACUUCGAGUCAUUCAGGGGACGUUUGGAGAGUGAGACAGGAGAUACCAAGGAUGAUGACACUGACUCUGCCUUCUCCCAGUGGUACAAUGGCUGGAUCAACAGCAUAGGAAGCAAAAUACAAUAUGUCUUCUGGCUUGUGCUGUACACCAUUGUCAUGUUUCUCAUAUUUGCAGAGAGAGCAUACUUUUUCUCUGUGGAGCGGGAGCACAGGGGCCUGAGGAGGAUAGCAGGAUAUGGAGUGACAGUGACUCGAGGAGCUGCCUCCGCCAUGAUGUUCACUUACUCCACGCUGAUUGUCACCAUGUGUAGGAACCUGUUUGCUGUCCUCAGAUCCACCUUCCUCCAACGCAUCAUUCCUUUUGACCACAUGGUGGAGUUUCACCGCUACAUGGCGUCCUGGGCAUUGGUGUGGACAGUGGUGCAUAUUGUGGGUCAUGCCAUCAACUUUUAUCACAUCUCCACCCAGACUGCAUCUGACCUCACCUGCCUCUUCCGAGAUUUCUUCAGGAGUACACAUGUGCUUCCCAAGUUCCACUACUGGUGCUGGGAGACCAUCACAGGCCUCACUGGUGUGCUGCUCACCCUCCAGACAGCUCUCAUCUACAUCUUUGCUUACUUUGGGAGGACAAACUUCUUCCGUCAUUUCUGGGUGACUCACAACACCUACCCCAUCUUCUAUGUGCUGUUUGUCCUUCAUGGGUCAGGGAUGCUGGUGCAGCGACCUUUCUUCCACUACUUCUUCCUGGGGCCAUGUUUUCUCUUCCUCCUGGACAAGCUGGUCUCCAUCUCCAGAAAUAAAAUAAAGAUUGACAUCAUCAGUGUCGCACAGCUGCCAUCUGACGUAAUUCGUCUAGAAAUUCGACGUCCGCCCAAUUUCAAUUUCCGAUCAGGCCAGUGGGUGAAGAUUGCCUCAACUGGCAUCAGCGGACAGGAGUACCACCCCUUCACCCUGUCCUCAGCACCUCAUGUGAAGAACCUCACCCUGCACAUCCGUGCAGUGGGACCUUGGACCAGGAAGCUGGCUGAGGUUUAUGGAGACAAAAUAGGCAACGAAAAGUAUCCUGAAAUUUACAUGGAUGGUCCGUUUGGCGAGGGACAUCAGACAUGGUGGGACUAUCAGGUGGUUGUUCUGGUGGCCGGUGGGAUUGGUGUGACACCCUUUGCCUCCAUCCUGAGGGACAUGGUGAACCGGCUACAGAACUCUACCAAAAUGAUGCGCACCAAACAGGUACUGUUUUUGUGGACCACGAGGAGCCAGAAGCAGUAUGAGUGGAUGAUUGAUAUCCUGAGGGAGGUGGAGGCAUCGGACAAGAACAAAAUCAUCAGGAUCCACAUAUUCAUCACUCAGUUCAGGAGCAAGUUUGAUCUGCGAACCAUCAUGCUAUAUAUGGCUGACAGAUUCUACCAGUCUGAGUCUGGCAUCUCGCUCUUCACUCAGCUCCGUGCUAUCACUCACUUUGGUAGACCAGACUUUGAUGCCAUCCUCAGGACUAUCAAGAAGAAAUGCAAGGCAAACUUGAUUGGUGUGUUCACGUGUGGGAGCCCUGGACUGAGCCGCUCUGUUGAGGAAAGCUGCCGUGAGAUGAACAAGUCUCCUGAUGUGAUAUUCCGCCACUACUACAAGAACUUCUGAGGUUGUGUGGAGGACUUGUUGCUGCAUCCCAGAUACUAGUUGGAACAUAUGGAACCGCAGCAGGUUGGUUUAGGGCCAUGUAGUUCCUAGUUAACCUAGGACCAUACUCUGAAACACUUCUGCACUAUAUCUCCAGUACAUUUGAAAGGCUCUAGUUGAAGUUACAUGGUAUUUUUGCAUUAUGAAUAGGAGAAGUAGUCUUGAGAAGUCAGCUAAUCAUUUCUGUGGGCUCUGAAAAUAGUCAAAGUGAGAGAAUAAAGCACUUUUUAGAUGUUCUUAUCAUUCUAAUGGCAGAUUAACAAGAUUUCUACAUUAUUAACAGGAGAAACACUCUUGAGAACCUAGCUAAUCAUUGUUGUGGCCUUUGAAAAUAGUUGUGGUGAGAGAGCAAAGUGUCUCAGAAUAUGAAGCCUAUGUAACAUUGAGUCUGUAUGUGAUUCAGUGCCUCUUGCAAAUUUGUGGACCUUAUUUUUUUUAAUUUCUGGACCAGUCAAAGUGAAAUGGACCAGGAUGAGAUUGUGUACCCUUAAAAAAUCUAAGUUAAAAAAAUGCAAAUUUCAUGUUUGUUGAAUAGAGAUUUGCAUGUAUACUUGUGUAGCAUUAUUAAAUUGUGCUGUAUGCACAAUUGUGUAGUGAUAUUGUGCUGUAUGCUUGUACUGUGAUUGUUGGACUGUAUUGUAUUGUACCAGCUUGUGGUGUUCAUAUGGUGUAUACUUGCACUGUGCAUGUUGGGCAGUGUAUUGUAUCACCUUGUGGUGUUGCUGUUGUUCCUUCCUUUGAUUUAGUAACAGUCUCUUAAGAAAAGCUGACACUCAGUAGAUUAUUAAUUAGCACAUCAUAGAACCUAAAAGUGAAUGUAAGUACAGCAUGUUACUUGGCGAUUUAUUAGAACAGUUUGUAUGUAUGUACUUAUAGCAGCCCUACAUGAUUGUCCUUAUCAAGUGCAAGAGUAUACAGUAAUUCCUACAGUAUACAUCCCAGUUUGUGUAUGGCAUGUCUGAAUGUUGCAUUUGUCCAGGUAUUUGAGGGAUUAAUGCAGGGAUUCUCAACUUUUCCUCCAUCAUUAAUCCUCACAGCUUGAUGUAUUUCUCUAUUUACCCUCUUACUUCCAUACAAAAAAAGAAAAAAAAAAUCAUGGCCAUUCCUCUCUACACACACACACACACACACACACACACACUCUCUCUCUCUCUCUCUCUCUCUCUCUCUCUCUCUCUCUCUCUCUCUCUCUCUCUCUCUCUCUCUCUCUCUCUCUCUCUCUCUCUCUCUCUCAUUUUACAAAAUAAAACUUAAUUUAAUUCAA